Molecule: messenger RNA, 1318 nt
Organism: Solanum verrucosum
Lineage: Eukaryota; Viridiplantae; Streptophyta; Magnoliopsida; Solanales; Solanaceae
Product: protein trichome birefringence-like 33
Exons: 6
Coding region: 1-1272 (423 amino acids)
Cellular component (GO): Golgi apparatus
Molecular function (GO): O-acetyltransferase activity
Source: RefSeq, a predicted model, not a curated record
AUGAAGUCAUCUCCUUCUUCUCCCUCUUCUCUUCACAGAAAAGCUCCUUUUCUAUCAACUUUAUUAGCUUUAAUCAUCUUUUUUAUCAUCAUUAUUCUUUAUAGUGAAGUCUUUUCUUUCAUUUUUACCCAAUCUCAUCCCAAACUUUCCGGCUCUAAUUACAAUUCCAUCUCAAGAAUAAUCAAGAGGAAGAAGGAGAAGUUGGCAUUUGCAAUUGGAGAGAGAGAAGAAGGCUGCGACGUUUUCAGCGGAAGUUGGGUUUGGGACAGCAAGAGCCGGCCGUUAUACACAGAGGAUUGUCCUUAUAUACAACCACAGUUAACAUGCCAACAACAUGGCCGCCCAGAUAACGAUUAUCUAUAUUGGAGAUGGCAACCUCAUUCUUGCUCUAUUCCAAGUUUCAAUGCGACACUAAUGCUGGAAAGCCUUAGAGGAAAGAGGAUGUUAUUCGUUGGUGAUUCCUUAAACAGAGGACAAUUUGUUUCCAUGGUUUGCCUUCUUCAUCAACACCUUCCUGAGAAUGCCAAAUCCAUGGAAACUUUUGGUUCCCUCACUGUUUUCACUGCUAAGGAUUACAAUGCACGAAUCGAAUAUUACUGGGCACCAUUUCUGCUGGAAUCAAAUGCUGAUGAUGCAAUCGUACAUAGAAUUACAGAUAGAGUUGUUCGGAAAGGUUCAAUAAAUAAGCACGGAAAAAAGUGGAGAGGAGCUGACAUAAUUGUGUUCAACACUUACUUAUGGUGGAUGACUGGCAUGCCGUUCAAGAUUUUGCAAAAAGGGUCUUUCAAGGAUGAAGUGAAAGACAUAGUUGAAGUGUCUACAGAAGACGCGUAUCGCAUGACAAUGAAGAGUAUGGUGAGAUGGUUGAAGAAAAAUAUGGAUUCAAAUAAAAGCAGAGUAUUUUUCACCAGCAUGUCACCUUCUCAUUACAAAAGCAUGGAUUGGGGAGGGGAAGCAGACAGAAAUUGUUAUAAUGAAACAAAGAUGAUAGAAGAUUCAAGUUACUGGGGAUCAGAUUGUAGCAAAAACGUAAUGCAAGUGAUAAGAGAAGUGUUUAGUAAAUCAGAUGUGGCCAUAACGUUUCUCAACAUAACACAACUAUCAAGUUAUAGGAAAGAUGCACACACAUCAAUUUACAAGAAGCAAUGGAAUCCAUUAACACCAGAGCAACUAGCAAACCCUGUUAGCUAUGCUGAUUGUACACAUUGGUGUUUGCCUGGCCUUCAAGAUACAUGGAAUGAACUUUUAUUCGCGAAACUUUUUUAUCCAUGACAUUUGAAAAUGUAUCGAAAACCUUUAACGUAACAUGAUUGUGGAG